Fusarium sp. VM40 is the source of this 528-nucleotide messenger RNA. NCBI's taxonomy places the organism in Eukaryota, Fungi, Ascomycota, Sordariomycetes, Hypocreales, Nectriaceae. The record is from the annotation of a GenBank genome assembly.
AUGUGUCAGAACACCUUUGCUGUCUACGCACCUUGUGCUCACUCGGUCCAUCUGGGCAAGGAAAAGUGUAAGGAUGCAAAGUCUGUCACCAGCUCCAUGAUGAAGGCCCUGACGGGAGAAGGAUAUUGCAAGACGGGGUUUCAUGAAGUCAUUCGACGUCUUCAUAUCGUGCCCGCAACAUAUCGCAGUCUCUGGGAUCCUCGCCUGAUGGAGCGAUACUGGGCUAUCAAGUCCCAGAAUCGCUGGUUCGGCGCUAUAGAUGCUAAGACAAUAGGAUAUGAUGCCUUUGCGAGCCGGGAUCGUAUCGAGUAUCUCCCCAUCAGUCACGGUGGACCACCAGCCUCAAAGAAUACCACCUGGGAGCUAUACGCCCUUGAGGCUGUGGUCCUUCGCCUGAAUCCUGUCUGUGUUUCGAUCGAGGGGUCCUCUUGCAAACCCGCUGGAGAGUCGAGCGUGCAGUUUCACCUCUGCGCGCUCGCCCUCAGAGCAACCACGAAGAAGGCGUACAACUUUGGCCAUGUCGACUAG